AGAAUCGCGGUCGAGGACCUGAUUUUGUUUGAAGAAGAGCGAGUUUUGAUCUUUUGUAAGUAGAGAAAGGAUGUCGGAGCAUACACACAGUCACAGUCAUCACGGAGACGGCGGAGGACACGGACACGGCCAUUCGCAUUCCCACAGUCCGCCGCCAGAAGACACGUUCGACUCUCAGUCCUUGUACAAGCACAUCAACAUCGACCAGGUGACUACAAUGAACGAAAGCGAGCCCGAUGCUGGGAAGGGCGUGAUUAAGCCCUGGAGCGAGAGAUAUGACACGACAAAGAUCCUGGAAAGCGACGCCGAUGAGCAACUGAUCAUGUUCAUUCCAUUCACAGGAAUGGUAAAGCUCUACUCCCUCCUCCUCCGCACAGCACCCACCUCCUCCGCCCCGCGCACCCUCAAACUCUUCAAGAACCGCACCGACGUCGACUUUUCGAUCGCAGAAGACCUCAAAGCCGACGAGCAGCUCGAGCACAACAACUCGAUCGCCGAUAUCGUUGAGUACCCGCUCAAGCGCGCGAUCUUCUCAAACGUGAAAAGUCUCACGCUGUUCGUGCAGGAUAACUACGGUGACGACGUCUCGAUGAUCUCGUAUAUCGGACUGCGCGGGGAAUGGAAAGAGCUUUCGAAGGACCCGGUGAUUACGAUAUACGAGGCUGCGGCCAAUCCAGCAGACCACAAGAAUCUCGUCGGAGCAGAGAAUUUCAUGUCCGAGUAUAGCGGCGGUGCUUAAAUCUUGAUCCCUGCUCUACCGAGAAAUAUCUAACUGUAUGCAACUUACAGACAACAUAUUGAUAAGCAAUUGUAUUAUUCUAGGAAACAAAAAGACAAACAUGUAUACCAAACAAACCAUGUU
Molecule: messenger RNA, 862 nt
Organism: Myxozyma melibiosi
Lineage: Eukaryota; Fungi; Ascomycota; Lipomycetes; Lipomycetales; Lipomycetaceae
Product: galactose-binding domain-like protein
Exons: 4
Coding region: 71-739 (222 amino acids)
Cellular component (GO): nucleus
Source: RefSeq, a predicted model, not a curated record